AUGGAGCGCCGGACCUGGGGCGAGGUCCCGGAGAAGCGGCGUCUCUCUAGAGGUCUGGGCGGCGGAGGUCGCCUGUCUUCCCUCCCUGGACUCCCCUGCCGGCCGCCGCAGCCACCGCCGGCCGGAAGGCGAGGCGAGAGAGCGACGCCGGCGCCUGGAUCUCCCGCGAGUUGCGGAACAUCGCCGCCUCCCCGCCCCUUCCUCGGGCCGGUGCCCCAAGGAGGCUCCGCCGCCUCCCUCAACGCUCGCUGCCGCCUCGUCCCCGCCGCCAGCUUACUGGACAUGGCGGGUCCGAGAUGGAAAAAGGGCAAGGACGGCAAGGAUUUCUCAGCUCUAGCAGCAGCUAGCCCCAUGUCAAGCAUUGUUGCCGAGCUGCAGUCUUCGCUGAAACGCUCUACGCUCUUGGCCACCUUAUCUAGCCGUGGCGGGGACGCGGUUCUUGCAGUGAACCCACAGCAAGCUACGCUUCUGAACCGUGCCGCCUUUGGCCGGUCUUUGGAAAAUGCUGGAGCAGAGGAACACUGGUUCCAGCUGGGCGCCGAGGAGGUCUUCUAUCUUUGCCAUGCUUUGAAGUGCGUCUCAGUCAGCAAGUCAGAGGGCGAGAUGGGGUUGAGCGAAGGGGAGCUGUGGCAUCACCUGUGCUCCGCGUCGGAGUCGUUUCCAGAGAUGUACAAGGCGUACGCGCAUCUCAGAUCGAAGAACUGGGUGGUGCGGUCAGGUCUGCAGUACGGUACGGAUUUUGUGGCUUACCGUCAUCACCCAGCGCUCGUCCACUCAGAGUUUGCUGUUGUUGUUGUUCUGGAAGGAGUGGAGUUCGGCGGUAGGUGUGGCCGACUGAAGGUGUGGUCUGAUCUACUGUGUGCGCUCCGAGCCUCUGGCAGCGUGGCCAAGACACUGCUGGUUCUGACCGUCUCCAGCAGUACCUGUGAACUGAGAUCACCAGAUUGUUUGGAACUACUGGUCGUUCAUGAGAGGACAAUUACAAGGUGGAUAGCCCAGCAGUGCCGUGAGCAGCGAUUUAAACCAAGCAGAGAAGAAGCAAAUAAGGAAGACCAAGGUCACACAAGAGAAACUGUAGUUUUAAACUAUUGGGGUGUAAUACUAGGCUUCACAGUUCUUUCCAGCUUACUUGUAUACAAGCUGAGAUUUUGACAAUAAAGCUUAAUAUUUCUGUAUGCUUCUGUUGGUGAGGUGUAGCUUUUCAUCUUUAUGCAAUCUUGUGCCGUUACCCUUGUGA
Lolium perenne is the source of this 1237-nucleotide messenger RNA. RefSeq names its product probable tRNA-splicing endonuclease subunit Sen2. Gene Ontology annotation, biological process: tRNA-type intron splice site recognition and cleavage; tRNA splicing, via endonucleolytic cleavage and ligation. Gene Ontology annotation, cellular component: cytoplasm; tRNA-intron endonuclease complex. NCBI's taxonomy places the organism in Eukaryota, Viridiplantae, Streptophyta, Magnoliopsida, Poales, Poaceae. The record is from RefSeq and is a predicted model, not a curated record. Gene Ontology annotation, molecular function: nucleic acid binding; tRNA-intron lyase activity.